Molecule: messenger RNA, 1050 nt
Organism: Stomoxys calcitrans (stable fly)
Lineage: Eukaryota; Metazoa; Arthropoda; Insecta; Diptera; Muscidae
Gene: eve
Product: segmentation protein even-skipped
Exons: 3
Coding region: 1-1050 (349 amino acids)
Biological process (GO): regulation of transcription by RNA polymerase II
Cellular component (GO): nucleus
Molecular function (GO): RNA polymerase II cis-regulatory region sequence-specific DNA binding; DNA-binding transcription factor activity, RNA polymerase II-specific
Source: RefSeq, a predicted model, not a curated record
AUGCAAGGAUACAGAUCAUACGCCAUGGAAAACCAUCACAAUUUACAUCAUGAUUCCAACGAUCAAAAGCCUUUGGUAGUGGACUUAAUGUCCGGCCAAUAUGGCAAACCUCAAACUCCACCACCCUCGCCUACCGAAUGCCUCUCCAGCCCCGACACUUCAUUGAAUGGCAGCCGCAAUAAUUCCUGUGAAAUUCCCGCUGAUCCUUCGGUGCGCCGCUAUCGUACCGCCUUUACCCGCGAUCAAUUAGCUCGCCUGGAAAAGGAAUUCUACAAGGAAAAUUAUGUCUCAAGACCACGACGUUGCGAGUUGGCUGCCCAAUUGAAUUUACCCGAAUCGACCAUUAAGGUAUGGUUCCAGAACCGUCGCAUGAAGGACAAGCGCCAACGCAUUGCUGUGGCCUGGCCCUAUGCUGCUGUUUACUCGGAUCCCGCUUUCGCCGCUUCCAUCUUGCAAGCCGCCGCUAAUAGUGUGGGCAUGCCUUAUGGUCCCUAUCCCGGAGCUGCUGCCGCCAAUCCCCUAAUGGCUUCGGCUAUGCCCACCAUGCCAGUGCAUGGUCACAAUCCCUAUGGACAAUAUCGUUAUGCUCCCUACCAUUUGCCCGCUCGUCCCACUCAUGCCGCCCAUCCGCAUAUGGGUCAUGGCAUGCCACCGCAUAUGAGUGCUGCCGCCGCUCCCAUGGCUGCUGCUGCUGCCGCCGCUGCCUAUCCCGCCAUGUUGGGAGUUAUGCCACCGACUGCUGCCACCUAUGCCACCAAGACCCAAACACCUCCCUUGGAUUUACAAUCUUCGUCAUCGCCUCACUCCUCCACCUUGUCUUUGAGUCCCGCCGGUUCGGAUCACACCAAAGUAUUCGAUCGCAGUCUCAGCCCUUUGCGUCCCUCCCUGCCGCCACAACAACCCAUACAAUUGCCUUUACCCUCAUCAGCUGGUCUACUGAUGCCCACGGCCAAACGUCCUGCCUCCUCCAUGUCACCACCACCACAGACCAGCAGUUUGGUGUCGGAACCCAAACCCAAACUUUUCAAACCCUACAAGACUGAGGCUUAG